Taeniopygia guttata (zebra finch) is the source of this 5325-nucleotide messenger RNA. It is a transcript of the gene TNS4, whose product is annotated as tensin 4. Gene Ontology annotation, cellular component: focal adhesion. Gene Ontology annotation, molecular function: protein binding. NCBI's taxonomy places the organism in Eukaryota, Metazoa, Chordata, Aves, Passeriformes, Estrildidae. The record is from RefSeq and is a predicted model, not a curated record.
CUCCCGUUAAAUCCGAGCUCCCGGAGAAGCCGGGCCUUGCAGGAGCCACCCCGGUGGUUUAUGAGCUCCAGGUGCUGCAGCGGAGCCGCGCAGGAGGGGGGACGAGCCGCUGCAGCCCAGAUUCUUAUUCCGCUGGAGACUGGAUUGAAGACGGGGUCUGAGGUCCCUGGUGGAGGAAGGAGGAGAGGAGGAGGAGGAGGAGAAGGAGGAGGUUUCCCUUGGCCUCUAAGCUGUGAAACCGGAAAACCAAAGCAUGUCCCAGGUCAUAGAAUCCCACGUGUUGCGUGUUGGACAGACUGUGUGUAUUUCCUCGCCGGAGGAAAGCAAGAGCCUGCACCCGGCGGGGUACCCGGGCUGCUCGGCACUGCCGGCCAAGUACGUCUACUACUCCACCGAGGCCUGGACUGACCCCCCGUCCGUGCUGCACCCCAAGGCUCGCCUGUUCCCCAGCGGGAGGGCACACGGAGCCCAGCCCGUGCCAGAGCAGGCAGCUGCUCACACGGGGAAAGGCCAGCAGAAUUCCUCCUUGGAGAGACCCCCUGCCCCGUGCCAGCCGAAGGAGGAGGGGAGCACCAGCACGGACGCUGAGGCUCAGCCAGUGUCUCCCUCCCUGGAUAUAACCAUAGAGACUCUCAACCAGAUGAUCCUAGAGAUCGAUCCCACCUUCCAGCCACUGCCGUGCGGGCCGGUGAAGGAUGCAGCCCAGCCUGCUGCUCAGGGGGACGCUGCGGCCACCAAGAAGCAGGAGCCAGAGGCAAUAGACAUCAAGUACAUCGAGCUGACACCGGGCAGAGCCAUGGGGCCCGACCUGCCACAGGGCUCCCCCAGCCCUUCGGGCACCCCCUUCUCCAGGUCCCCUCAGAACAACAGCUUCCUGCCCCAAAAAGGGGCGCUCGGAGGCAAAUACAGCACCAGUGACAGCGUGGUUUUCUCCAGCCCACCCGGACCCCCAAGUCCCCAGUCGGGCACCCUGAGCUGCAGCAAAGCAUCCGAGAGCACCAGCACGGCCUGGCAGUGCCUGGCAGGACACACGGACACAGCCUCCCACAGCCCCGGGGCCCUCAGCACCUCCCCAGGUGCUGACAACCUGCUGAAGCCCGUGCAGGUGCUGAGGGCCCGGCAGAGGGGGAGCUGGGUGUCCCAGCUCUCCACCAGCCCUGGCUCUGACACCAGCUACAUCCUGGGCAGCAGCACCCACUCGCUCCACAACGAGGACUCGGAUGCUUCGGCCGCUGCCUCCCUGUCCCCCGCCAGCUCCCUGGGCAGCCCCUGCUCCCCUUCCUGUGCCAUCAUGUCUCACCCCAGGGAGGCUUUUGGCCAGAGCUCCCCCCAGCCCCGGGCAGGCAGCUCCCCCAGCUCCGUGGCCCAGAAGGGCCAAGCCAGCAGCUGCCCCCCCUCCAUCCUCACCUCCUCGGCCGACAUCCCGGUGCUGCUGGUGAACGGGUGCCUGGAACAAGGAGAUGGACCCCCACAACUGGCCAAAGCCCCCCCCAGCUCUGCCACGCAGCCCCCCCUGGCCAGCUGCAGCCCGGCCCCGAGGCUCGGUGGCCUGAACACCGCGCAGUCAGCGCCCGCGCUCAGCUGCCUCUCGGACAGUCCCCUGAAGGCUGGGCAGCCCACCAUGAAGUUUGUGAUGGACACAUCAAAAUACUGGUUCAAGCCAAGCAUCAGCAGGGACCGAGCAAUCCAGCUGCUGAGGGACAAGGAGCCGGGCACGUUCCUGGUGCGGGACAGCACCUCAUUCCGGGGCUCCUUCGGACUGGCCAUGAAGGUUCCUGGCUCUCCCUCCGGCAGCCAGACAGGUGAGGAGAGCAGUGACCUCGUCCGGCACUUCCUCAUCGAGUCCUCCACCAAAGGGGUUCACCUGAAGGGUGCCAGCGAGGAGCUGUAUUUUGGGAGCCUCUCUGCCUUCGUCUACCAGCACUCCAUCACCCCGCUGGCACUGCCCUGCAAGCUCAGCAUCCCCACCCGAGAUCUUGCUGAUGGAGAGGACAGCCCUGACUGCACUCCUGAACCUGCCCUGUCCCUGGCCAGGAAAACUGCAGUGUGCAACGUCCUGUACCUCAACUCGGUGAACGUGGAGACGCUGACAGGAGCCCCGGCCAUCCUGAAGGGCAUCUCCUGCACCCUGGAGCUGGAGACGCUGCCCACCCCCACCCUGGUGCACUUCAGGGUGACGGAGCAGGGCGUCACGCUGACCGACGUGCAGAGGAAGGUGUUCUUCAGGCGACACUACCCCUUGGCUGCCAUCAGGUUCUGUGGGAUGGACCCUGAGAACAGAAAGUGGCAGAAGUACUGCAAGUCCUCCAGAAUCUUUGGGUUCGUGGCCAAAAGCCAGACAGACUCGGAGAACCUCUGUCACCUGUUUGCGGAGUACGACACCGUGCAGCCUGUGUCCCUUGUCAUCGACCUGCUCCGCCAGCUCCUGCCCAGCCUGUAGGGACAGAGCCCUGGGAUGCUGAGGGCCAGCAGCUGCUCACACUCUGCUGAGCUUCUUCUGCUCCCCUUCUCCUGCUUCUGGGUUGCAUUUUGGCAACAGCGUGUAUUUAGACUUUUUUGUUAUGCACCGUCACAUCGGGAGCCUCAGCUGAAGACUUUCAGCUCUGGUGGGAUGAGAUGCUCCUCUGAGCCUCUCCAUGGGGCACUGGCUGCCCUGGGGAAGGGAUGGGAGCUGUGCUCUCUAUGGAACCACUGUCCCUCAGCUGGACCAUCUGCUUUGAAGGACCACAGUGCUCUGGCUGGGAUUUCUGCCAGCCGUGAGGUCCCCUGUUCUUGGGGUGUCUGGGCUGAGGGAGCUCAUGGAGCUGAACUGAGCUGAGCUUCCACCAUUGGGGACUCAGCCCUGACACCCCAGUGCUGCCUGAGGGAAAAUCUGGGGGAGGAAUCAUCCCCUGAGCAGCACAAAGAUCAGCUUUGCAAUCAAAGUGUAUAAAAUGACUAAGUCCAACUGGAAACCUGCCUCCCUCAAGGAGCAAGCAGCAUCCACAGGCGGGAAUGACAGAGCAGCGCAUUUUUCCUGGUGCUGGGAAAUUCUCCUGCCCUUUUACGCAGUGCGGGGUUGCGGGCAGGGCUCGACCUCCCAGCAUUGCCGAGAGCUGGGAAAUAAAUGGUGACAUUUUCAUGACAGUGAAACAUCGGGUUUUUGGAAAUGACUUGCCUGAAUUUGGGCCGGAUUCUCAGAUGACGUAAAUUGGCAGGGCCGUGAGGAAGACAGUGCUGCCGUGAUCUGCAGCAGCUGAAGGGUCAGCUUGAGCUGUAGCUCAGAGCAGAAAGCAGCUCUGAAGCCACCAUGAUUUUCUCUACCUUAGUUCUCAUUUGGUGCCUCUGCAUUGAUUUAAUUUCGGCCCCCCUGUUAACAAACCCUCCCAGGGGUAUUUCCAACAGAGCAGUAGAACAUUUAUCCUGCCACAGGCACCACAGGGAUGGAGCAACGGAGACACUCAGCUCCAGAGCAGCAGAGCAGAUGCGCCCAGGGCAGAGUCCCUCUGCUGUGGAGUGGGCCCAGCUGCAGCCACACUUGGCAAUGACCAAAACAGAUAUUGGGGUCACUGCGGGGGGAGCACAUGGGGCUCUGAGAGGAGACAGGAGCAGCUUUGUCACCCCAGUCCCUCUGCCCUGAGCUCUGCUCAGCCACACCCCAGCACUGCAGGGUGGGCUCGGGAGCUGCUGCCUGAGGGAUCCAGGUGCCUCUGCUGUCCCCAUCGUGCUGCUGGGACCAGGAGGUUGCAGCUCCCCAAGGUCACAGGCAACUUGGGCUGUGGGACUCCAGCCCUGAGACCCUGGGGCAGCCCCAGGACUCCCAGAGCAAGACUCUGUUGUUACCGUGUUGCUGGUCAGGAUCAGCAACUGGGAAUGAGGCCAGGCAAAGUCUUUGGCUCCACACGGUGCUUUGGGGGGUCGUGCUGCCCCCCCAAGCCCGGCUAGCCCUGGUAGCCAUCAGCACAGGGCCAGGGCGUGGGGCUGGGCUCUGGGAGCACUGGCGUUGGCCCUGCGGCAGUGGCCCCUCUGCCGUGCCAGCAGAUUUCUGGGCUGUCUGUAUUGGCUGCAGCCACCUUUGGCCCUGGCCCGGUGGGGUUUGCACAGCGCCAGCACCGGCGGCUGCCCGGCUCUGGUACCCGGAGCAUCGGGCUGGUGCCAGCUCCAGAUGACACUGCCGGCCUUUGGAGCCACCAAAGAGGGACUUGGUGAACUCCUGGCCCGUGACCGCGGGCAGCACCGGCUGCAGACACUGGGACAGAGCCAAACCGUGACCGGGAAGUGUGCGGCUGUCGCAAUUCCUGUGCCUGGGCAUCUCCCAUCUGCAUCCUGACCCUCCCAAAACCCCGGGCAGAGCUGGAGAUGCCCGGUGCACCCUGGCACCAGCAGGCACCUGCACGUUUGCCUCGGGCUGCGGCUCGUCAAGGCCAGCAGCACUGCCUGGCCGUGAGCCCGUGUCCCUGGAGCAGCUGGUGCCUGUCCCUGUCUGUCCCUGAACUUUGAAGCCGGUCCAGGGUCCCCUCCCCAGCCUGGCGCCGUCUCCGGCCCCGCCGCUGCUCCGUGGCGCUGUGUAAGGGUGAUGGUGAUGGUGACAAUCUUCCCGGUGGCACCGGUGGAGACGCUGAGCCAGAAGUCAUGAGGAAGAAAGAAAUUUUUUCCCACCCCAUCCCUGCGCAGUGAAGUUCUUCCAGAGGCUUGUGAGCUCCUGCAUUUCCAGCUGCUGAGUCCCAAACCCAACACAGGACCAGGAGAGCAGCUCCUUGGGCAGAGGUGGUGACCAAACCUGUCCCCACACCAGUGGAAUCCACAGCCCCCUCUUUCCUGCUCUGUCUCCCUCCUCUCCCACAAUUGAAAGCCAUAAAAGAUAAAACACACUCAAUAGAAACACAUCAAAUAACGGGAAAUUAAAUACAGUAAUUACCUUUUUUGAGGAUACAAAGGUUCAAGUGUACUGCAAAAGGUCGGUGCUACACAGGAAUCUGAUGGGACGGGCUUGGCCCGGGAGGGACGGACAGGGACCCCUUGGGCUCCAGGGGACAUGCUGGGGGUGGGGGACACUGGUACAUGGUCGUGUGUAAAUACAGCCCUAAACUACAGGAGAGACGCUACGAGACGCUGGAGCCCUCGGAGCGGGACACAGAAUGUGCCCUGGUGCAUCAGGAACCCCCAAACCAGGAAAGGCCCUGCUGGACCCGCCCUGGGGUACACGGGGAGUGGCCGAGGCCACGGGGCUGGCACUGCCACUGCCCUGUGUCCUGCUGUGGUGCUGCCACAGGGGACUGGCACUGGGACUGGCCCCAGGAAUCCCUUCCUUGGUGCGGUGGCUCCGAGGGGUGGCAGAGGCAGGGA